GAAAACACAUACGCUCAUUACCAUCAGAUCAUCGUCAAAAUCACAAAAAUGGCGAAGCAAAAGAUUGUGGUGAAGGUGAUGAUGAAGAACCACAAGUCGCUUCGCAAGGCUUUGCAGAUCUCCGCCAGUGUUUGCGGGGUGGAAUCAGUGACGCUGCUGGAUAAAGAACGGAUAGCGGUGACCGGAGAACAAAUUGACUCAGUUCAACUAACGUGUUCGCUAAGAAAAAGAGUAGGGCACACAGAUCUAGUAAGUGUUGGUCCGGUAGAGGAGAAGAAAACCGUCAAACCGAUCUCCAUCCCCGAAAUAGUGCGGUAUGAGUACGUUUAUCCUGAACACCACUGCUGGCAUACCGCGCCAAUGCCAUUACUGGCUGUCCAUGAAUUCCCUUCCAACAUUUGCAGCAUCUUGUGAGAUUUCCAUCGAUCAAUUGAAACAAAGUGAUAGAAAUCAAAAAUAAAUUCAUUAAAGGUAAAUUCGAAUUUUGGUUUGAUUUUUGAUUCCCAUGCAAUAAAUGGAGAGAACUCCAUCUUCAAUCAUAUGUUUGUAUGUAUGAUAAGUAUUAGCUGUACAAUACGAGGCUCCAUUUAAUGAUCCUGACAUUUUGUAUUUACGAUUGUUUGGUAUCGUAGGUUAUGUUGGUAUCAAAAUUGGAUUUCGGAUUCGUUACU
Cynara cardunculus var. scolymus (artichoke) is the source of this 671-nucleotide messenger RNA. Its product is annotated as heavy metal-associated isoprenylated plant protein 12-like. Lineage: Eukaryota; Viridiplantae; Streptophyta; Magnoliopsida; Asterales; Asteraceae. The record is from RefSeq and is a predicted model, not a curated record. The coding region runs from base 49 to 414 and encodes 121 amino acids. The transcript has 3 exons.